AACUAUACAUCUGAAGUGAGAAUAUAUUUGUCAAUGUUUGACCAUUCAGUUCGUCUUCAAUCACCUUAUAUUUCUAAGUUUGCUGGCCUCCCUCUAACAUUCCAAUAAUGGGAUCGUCCAUCAUUAGGCCUCUGCGGUAGGGAGUUGUUUGGCGGAUCCCGCAAGUUUUUCUCUACUUUGCAUCUUAAUUUUGUUUGACUGAGGAAGGCCAAGUUCAGGAUUUUUUUCACAUUUGGCUCUUGCGCUAUUCGCAUUGUCGACUGACUAUACAAACAAAGUGUUUUGGUCCGUGGUGUACACGUCCAGAGCCAAAGAGGGAAGGGAGGUAUUGGUGAGUCUGUGUGUCCGCGGCGGAGCUUAUGAUGCCGACGUUGCGGGACAGCACCAUGUCCCACCCCGGCGAGAAUUCCCACCAAGUCCGGGUGAAGGCUUAUUACAAAGGCCGCUGCUGGGUCCCUUUUUGUUUGGGACAUUAGAGCUCGUGAUCCGUGUGGGUAGUGUGAAGGAGUUGCUGGGGUCAUGUCCCGGCCCGGCAGUCCCAGAGAGGCGGAUGCUCGGAGGUGGGACAGCAGAGUCCUUCUCAAAGCAGUUAAGACGCCAAAGGCAGAGGGACAUCAUGAUCACACACUUUGAACCAUCUAUCUCAUAUGAGGGCUUGUACGGGGAGGUGAGAGACAUGUGCUCCAUGGACAACGACCAGCUCUUCACCAUGAAGUGGAUCGAUGAGGAAGGUGACCCCUGCACCGUAUCAUCUCAGCUGGAGCUGGAGGAAGCGCUGCGACUCUACGAGCUCAACAAAGACUCGGAGCUCAUUAUCCACGUGUUUCCAUGUGUACCAGAGAAACCGGGCAUGCCCUGUCCAGGAGAAGACAAGUCAAUAUAUCGACGCGGUGCUCGACGCUGGAGGAAGCUGUAUUAUGCCAGUGGUCACGCCUUUCAGGCCAAACGUUUUAACAGACGAGCCCACUGCGCUAUCUGCACAGAUCGAAUCUGGGGUCUGGGAAGACAAGGUUACAAAUGCAUCAACUGCAAACUGCUGGUGCACAAGAAGUGCCAUAAACUGGUCACGGUGGAGUGUGGCAGACCAAUGAUCCCGGACCAAAUAAUGCCCGGUCAGCCGUCGAGUCAGUUAGACCCAGCUGAACAUCAAGGCCCUCAGAAUAAAGACUCCAGAGAAAGCUUGACUUACGAUGGAGAGGAAAAAGAGGCACGUAACAGCAGAGAAACAGGGAAAUCGCCCUCCAGCCUGGGCCUGGCAGACUUCGAUCUGCUGCGGGUCAUCGGCAGAGGCAGCUACGCCAAGGUGCUGCUGGUGCAGCUGAAGAAGACGGAGCGCAUCUACGCCAUGAAGGUGGUCAAGAAGGAGCUGGUCAACGACGACGAGGACAUCGAUUGGGUCCAAACAGAGAAGCAUGUCUUUGAGCAGGCCUCUAAUCAUCCCUUCCUGGUGGGCCUCCACUCCUGUUUCCAAACAGAGAGCAGACUCUUCUUUGUGAUUGAAUAUGUAAACGGUGGAGAUCUUAUGUUCCACAUGCAAAGACAAAGGAAACUCCCAGAGGAACACGCCAGAUUCUACUCAGCAGAGAUCAGUCUGGCACUCAACUACCUCCACGAGCGGGGAAUCAUCUACCGGGACCUGAAACUGGACAACGUGCUGCUGGACUCUGAAGGACACAUCAAACUCACAGACUAUGGCAUGUGCAAGGAGGGUUUGAGACCAGGAGAUACAACAAGCACUUUCUGUGGUACCCCCAAUUACAUCGCUCCCGAAAUACUCAGAGGAGAGGAUUACGGGUUCAGCGUAGAUUGGUGGGCGCUCGGCGUGCUGAUGUUUGAGAUGAUGGCGGGCCGGUCGCCGUUCGACAUCGUCGGCAGCUCCGACAACCCAGACCAGAACACAGAAGACUACCUCUUCCAAGUAAUAUUGGAAAAACAGAUUCGAAUCCCCCGCUCGUUGUCAGUCAAAGCUGCCAGUGUUCUCAAGGGGUUCCUAAACAAGGAUCCAAAGGAGCGUCUGGGCUGCCACCCUCAGACAGGCUUUGCAGACAUCACAGGCCAUCCGUUCUUCCGAAACGUCGACUGGGAUCUGCUGGAGCAGAAGCAGGUGGUCCCGCCGUUCAAACCCAACAUCUCAGGGGAAUUUGGACUGGACAACUUUGACGCCCAGUUCACCAACGAGCCCAUCCAGCUCACACCCGAUGACGACGAUGUGGUCCGGAAAAUCGACCAGUCCGAGUUUGAAGGCUUCGAGUACAUCAACCCUCUGCUGAUGUCUGCGGAGGAGUGUGUGUGAGAGAAGUGACGUCUGUGCUCAUGAACACCACCCACGCGCGCGCACACACACCCUCUCACACACACGUGUUUACGUGAUGUCUCAGUGUCUUCAAGCUGCAUGGUUACGAGACAACCCGGCGACAUCGACCUUCUGUUGGAGGGCUGCACAUGCACAAUAGAACGCUUAUUUGCCAAAACCAGUCUCACACUCUGCCAUUUAUAACCACUUUGCCCUUAAGCCUCCUUCUUUAUUAAUUAUUUUUGUAUCAUGUAAAUCUGCACUGAUAUCAGUUCUGUCAUCAGGGCCUCCUUAUCGUUAGCCAACAUGGCCACAAAGUUCUUCCAAGGUUGCUGUAGCGGGGGGCGGGAGGGACGAGGCGUGGCCCCCGAUCGACUGAGCAUCCUCUCCUUCCAGCCAGUGGGGUGUUUUCACUGCAUAUUUUAUUUGUAUAUAUAAGAAACUAUUAUUGAGGGGCAAAGGUUAGACAAGGCCUUUUUAGCUUCAAGCCACAGUCCGACGAACAUGACCUCUUAUGCGUCGUUUUGGCCGUUCGCUUUGUCUCAACUACCCCUCUGUAGAAAAAGAGUAAUCAUAACACUAGCCUUUUAAAAAAGAGAAAGAUAAAACUGAUAUAUUUUCUCAUAUUUUAUUUAACAUUGUACCGGUCAUGAAAGUGUUAAUUGUUCAGCCUGAGUGACGCGACGAACACUCGACAUCUGGAAAAUCAAGUGUGCUUCAGGUCCCCUCCUCCAGAAUGAAGAACUGCAGACUAACACUAAUAAUGAGUUAAUGCUCGCAAACUGUGAACGGAAAAGCUGUCGGGGAAAUGGCCUGGAAGCAUAGCACAAAGUAGCUGAACGCUGGAGCUGAGGUGUAAUGUUGCCAUGCAGACCUUCCAUGAAAAACACACUCACACAGGACCAAAAACAUUUUUAUGAAAAAUGUCUUGCUGGUACGUAUUAGAUGGUACAGUAUACAUAAAGAUGUGCUGUCCUAAGUCAUAGAAUUUAUAUAUUCAUAUUUUUGUUCUUAUUUUCAAUACUAUGCCUUUCUGGAACGUUUGCUUUGUAUCUUUUUUGUAUUUUUUUUUUUUUUUCCAUUCCAUGUAUGUCUUUUUGUUAUGAAAAAUCUAAACGCUAAGUGAAACGAAGGCUCGUUAGAAGUCCAAACCCACAACACAGCGCUGUGUUCAUACUGACAUGCGGCUUCAAAACUGUUAUCUGUCUUCUAUCAUUUUAACGUACGCAGCCCCCCAGUUCUGUUUUUUGAAUGAAAUAUUUUCUACAACUGCUUUAAAGCACACCAAAACCCAGAUGAUUAACUCUCCACCCCCAAAUGGAAUGAAACUAAGUGAUGGUUCAUGAAAUUUCACUGUUUGGAACACGCUCUGGGGCUCUCGUGAUCAGUAGCAGAACACGUUCAUCUGUUACAGUUUCUUUGCUUUGUUACGUUUUCUGAUGAAUCAGAUUGAAUUUAGAUUUUUUUUUUUUUCCAUUAUCACUACAUUGAUUCCAAAAUGUUCUUGGGUGAACCCAAUGGAGACACUAUUCUUUGUAUUUGUUGUGUUUUGCGGAUGUUUACCAUCCACAGGACUUUAUUAGUGUUAAAAGAAAAAAAAAAACACAGAUGGUAAAAUAAACAUUUUAUUUCUCUCCUUGUGGUAAUA
This is a messenger RNA of Menidia menidia (Atlantic silverside), 3941 nucleotides long. The record is from the annotation of a GenBank genome assembly. NCBI's taxonomy places the organism in Eukaryota, Metazoa, Chordata, Actinopteri, Atheriniformes, Atherinopsidae.